Messenger RNA from Chrysochloris asiatica (Cape golden mole), 1488 nucleotides. RefSeq names its product ankyrin repeat domain 34A (gene ANKRD34A). Gene Ontology annotation, molecular function: protein binding. The transcript has a single exon. The record is from RefSeq and is a predicted model, not a curated record. The coding region runs from base 1 to 1488 and encodes 495 amino acids. Lineage: Eukaryota; Metazoa; Chordata; Mammalia; Afrosoricida; Chrysochloridae.
AUGCUGCACACCGAGGGCCAUGCUCUUCUUCGGGCCGUGGGUCAGGGUAAGCUACGUUUGGCCCGUUUGCUUCUAGAGGGGGGCGCCUACGUAAAUGAGGGUGAUGCCCAGGGGGAGACUGCGCUAAUGGCGGCUUGUCGGGCCCGCUACGACGACCCCCAGAACAAGGCGCGCAUGGUACGCUACCUCCUGGAGCAAGGCGCAGACCCCAACAUCACAGACCGCCUGGGGCGCACUGCGCUCAUGCACGCUUGCGCCGGGGGUGGGGGCGCAGCCGUAGCCUCACUGCUCCUGGCGCACGGCGCAGACCCCUCCGUCCGAGAUCACGCGGGUGCCUCAGCACUUGUCCACGCCCUGGACCGCGGGGACCGGGAGACCCUGGCCACAUUGCUGGAUGCCUGCAAGGCCAAGGGCACGGAGGUCAUUAUCAUCACCACAGACACCUCGCCCUCGGGCACUAAGAAGACCCGGCAGUAUCUCAAUUCUCCACCGUCACCGGGGGUGGAGGAACCUACCCCUGGCCCCCCUAGCCCGGGGGCCUGCACAUCGCCUUCGGAAAUCCAACUGCAGACUGCAGGAGGAGGGCGGGGGUUAUUAUCUCCUCGCACCCAAGAGGAAGAGGAGAAACGGGACGUAUUUGAAUUCCCUCUUCCCAAGCCCCCCGAUGACCCCACCCCUUCUGAACCGCUCCCCAAACCACCCCGUCACCCCCCUAAACCACUCAAAAGGCUCAAUUCCGAGCCCUGGGGUCUAGUGGCCCCUCCCCAACCAGUCCCGCCAGCCGAGGGGAGGCCGGGACUCGAACGCCUGACAGCUGAGUUCAACGGUCUGACGCUGACCGGUCGACCCCGUCUUUCUCGACGUCACAGCACCGAAGGCCCAGAGGACCCGCCCCCGUGGGCGGAGAAAGUGACGGGCGGGGGGGCUCUCUCUCGUCGAAACACCGCACCAGAAGCUCAGGAAUCUGGUCUUCCUUCAGGGCUGAGGCAGAAACUGAGCCGCAUGGAGCCGGUGGAGCUCGACACCCCCGGACAUUUUUGCCCCGAUUCGCCAGAGUCUAGCCGCCUGUCCCUGGAACGCCGCCGAUACAGCGCCUCCCCGCUGACCCUCCCUCCAACUGGCUCGGUUUCCUCCCCGCGCCAGUCCCAGGAGAGUUUGCCAGGGGCUGUGUCUCCGCUGAGCGGGCGGAGGCGGAGUCCUGGGCUGCUGGAGCGGAGGGGCUCCGGGACGUUGCUCUUGGAUCACAUCGCUCAAACGCGUCCUGGCUUCCUGCCCCCACUCAACGUCAGCCCCCACCCUCCCAUCCCUGACAUUCGCCCGCAACCCGUAGGUCGGGCGCCUUCGAUGCCCGCCCCUCCCCAAGCAGGGGCACCUGGUUCUCCCAGGACCAAGCGCAAGUUGGUGAGGCGCCACUCCAUGCAGACUGAGCAGAUCCGCCUGCUAGGGGGCUUCCAAAGUUUAGGUGGGCCGGGGGAACCAGGGCGUUGA